AUGCAGACACACACACACACACACACACACACACACACACACACACACACACACACAGACACUAAAACUGAUGAUACCAGCGAUAUGCCACAUUAGUUUGACAAACGUUUUCACUGAGGGACCAAUUCAGCAGUGUGUUUUCAGUCUAAAGGUGUCGCUCAGUCUGAACUAUUUUAUAUUACAGCAGUAUCCCCUCAAGAGCAAUACUCCAGGAAAUCUAUGGCUUAAUAAUACGCUCUGCCCAGCAGUGUGAGUGACGGGCUUUAAAGGGGAGGUUGAACAGAGAUUAUGGAGGACAGUAAAUCACAUAUUAUCUCCUUGACUGGGGAGGAAUCUGGCCUCGGCACCGCCACAGAUGUAGGAGUCUAAAUAGUGAGAGAAGUUGUUUAGCGUCCCCUCACACAGCCCCCCUGCAUCAUCACACACACAUAUGCACACACACAGAGGCACAAUAUUUACACAGAUAGAUGGAUUAUAUCCUUCUCCCUCUUUUCCCCUCCCCCUCUUUCUCUCUCUGUACACCACUCCUUUUAUUUCACACUUCCCCCUCAAUCUUGCUCUCAUCUUUCUCUCUCUCUCUCGCUCUCUCUCUCUCUCUCUCUCUCUCUCUCUCUCUCUCUCUCUCUCUCUCUCUCUCUCUCUCUCUCGUUACCUGUGCAACCCAGGUUUCCACCAUUUCCCAGUGCUGGUACGCCGGUGUAUUUGUCCCCUUGGUGUGUGUGUGGGGGCCUCCUGUGUGUGUGACCCCUGACAGAGUGCUUGUCCCCCUGCUGCAGAACGACGACGGGGGCCACUGCUGCCUGGUGAACAAGUGGAGCACCUUCCUCAAGGCCCGGCUCAUCUGCUCGGUGCCCGGGGCCGACGGGAUGGAGACACACUUUGACGAACUACGCGAUGUGUACAUUCAGCCAACACAGGACACCAAGAACCCCGUCAUUUAUGGGGUCUUCUCCGUGUCCGGCUCGGUGUUCAAGGGCUCGGCGGUCUGCGUCUACUCCAUGGCUGACAUCCGCAUGGUCUUCAACGGACCCUUCGCCCACAAGGAGGGACCCAACUACCAGUGGGUGGCCUACAACGGGAAGAUCCCCUACCCUCGGCCGGGCACGUGCCCCGGAGGAACGUUCACCCCCAACAUGAAGUCCACCAAGGACUACCCGGACGAGGUCAUCAACUUCAUGAGGAACCACCCCACCAUGUACAACGCCGUGUACCCGCUCCACAAGCGCCCCCUGGUGGUGCGCACCAACGUGGACUACGAGUUCACCACCAUCACCGUGGACCAGGUGACCGCAGCCGACGGCAACUACGAGGUGCUCUUCCUGGGAACCGACAAGGGGACAGUUCAGAAGGUGAUAGUCCUGCCCAGGGAUGACCAGAUGACUGAGGAGCUUGUCCUUGAGGAGGUGGAGGUGUUUAAGGUCCCCACGCCGAUCACUACGAUGAAGAUAUCAUCCAAGAGGCAACAGCUGUACGUGUCGUCGGUGGAGGGCGUGACCCACCUGGCGCUGCACCGCUGCGACGUGUACGGCGAGGCCUGCGCCGACUGCUGCCUGGCCCGGGACCCCUACUGCGCCUGGGACGGCAAGUCCUGCUCCCGCUACUCCGCCUCGCAGAAGAGACGGAGCCGUCGGCAGGAUGUCAAGUACGGGAACCCCAUCCGCCAGUGUCGCGGCUUCAACUCCAACGUGAAUAAGAACACGCUGGAGAUGGUGCAGUACGGGGUGGAGGGCAGCAGCACCUUCCUGGAGUGCCAGGCGCGCUCCCCGCACGCCCUGGUCAAGUGGCACCUGCAGAGGGACAACAGCGACCGCAGGAAAGAGAUGCGCUCCGACGGGAGGAUCCUGAAGACGGAGCAGGGCCUGCUGCUACGCUCCCUGCAGCCGUCCGACUCGGGCAUGUACCAGUGCACCGGCACCGAGAAGAACUUCAAGCACACGCUGGUGAAGAUGCAGCUGGUGGUGCUGUCGGGGCGGGCGGUGAACAACGUCCUGGUGGAGGGCGGGGGCGGCGCCGGGGGGGGCCCGGGGACGGCGCUCAUGUCCCCCAACGUGGGCCCCAACGCGGGCCAGUACAAGGACCUGCUGACCAUCCUGAGCCAGCCGGAGAUGGGCCUGAUCAACCAGUACUGCCAGGACUACUGGCAGCUGGGCGACCCGCUGCUGGGAUCGCUCAAGGCCAAGGACCUGAAGGAGCUCAAGGAGCAGAAGAAGCCCCGCAACCGCCGGCACCACCGCGCCCAGGAGCAGCGGGCGGGGGGGGGGCAGGAGGAGGAGGAGGAGGGGGAGGGGGAGGAGGACGGGGGCGGGGCGGUGGAGACAUGAGGAGGCCUUUCCCUUCUCCUCCCUACAUGUGAAUCCCAACCUGUCCCCGCCCCCUUGACCCCCAUCACACACCCUCACCCCCAGCCCGACCCAACCUGUAUAAAAGCAACAGACUCUAUGACAUUAGCAAACGUGAAAAAAUAAGAGAUCAACUCGACACACAGAAAAAGAGAAACAGGAAAAAGAAGCGUAGGAAUAGAAUCCCACAGCAACGCAUCCCCGUCAACAGUAAGAUAUAUGAUACACAGUAUUUAUUGUAGGUUGUAUAUAGUAUCAUUCUGUGGAUUUUCUUUGUACUGAUAGAAAAAAAAAUACAUGCUCUUUAUGUAUAGUACCUUUUGGGGGCAAAUAUUAUUGUUAUUGUUGACGUUAAUUAUAUUGUUGCUGUUACUGUCAUCCGAAACAUCCCCUGCCUUCACUCACAUCACGGACGAUGUUGGCUUUUUUUUUUGUAAAUGGGCUGUCUGGUCUGUGGACCGUUGUGAGUGUACGAAAACGAGAAGUCUCUAAGUAUUGUGGGAACUAAACCUGGAGAGUCUGGGGUCGGCAGCUGGGAGCUCUCUCUCUCUCUCUCUCCCUCUUUCUCUCUCCCUCUCUCUAAUUCUCUCUCUCUCUAUCUCUCUCUCCCUCUAUCUCUCUCUCUUGCUCUCUCUCUCUCUCUCUCUCUCUCUCUCUCCCUCUCUCCUUCUCUCCCUCUGUCUCUCUCUCGCUCUCUCUUUCUCUCUCUCUCUCUCUCUCUCUCUCUCUCCAUCUCUCUCUCUUUCUCUCUCUCUUUCUCUCUCUCUAUCUCCCUCUCUAACUCUCUCUCUCUCUCCCUCUCUCUCUCUCUCUCUCUCUCUCUCUCUCUCUCUCUCUCUCUCUCUCUCUCUCUCUCUCUCUCUCCCUCUCUCCCUCUCUCCCUCUCUCCGGCUCCUUAUUGUCUUUGACUCUGUGCCAGCGCUGAAUAAUCCGAAACCCUCCAGGAAUUAGUGUGACCCGACGUUGUGACAGUUGAGACUUUUUUUAUUUUAGCACAAGGGGAUAUGCAAUGGAUUCUUCGGGUUAAAGAGGGGGGGGGGAAUAAAUGCAACGUCUCCAAAGGUUUCCACAUCUUUGGGCUUCUCAUAGAUUACGGGCAUCUUCAUCUUUAUUUGUUGUUUCUAUUUAGAACUGGAUGAAAACAUUUCAAUCUCAAUUGCAAGAUUAAACUGUUCUUUAGCUCAAAAGAUAGUUAGGCUAUGUCGAAAAAAUGACAUCACAAUUGCAGACGGCCUGGUAUUUUUUAAUAAAUCAGCUCUCAGCUUUGUCACAUACAUGCUUCACAUUUACAUCUACAAAUUUGUACAAAGGGUAUUACACUUCAAGCCAACAGAGGAUUAGGAAGCAGACCAUUUACAGUUCCUUAGCAUUCAUAAACAUGUUCCGGUGGGGCCAAGGUAAGCAGGAAAUACCUUGGCAAGGUGCAUUUUAAAUAAAACCCAAACAAACUUCAAUUUAGAUAAGGAUGAAAGCGGACCCGCAUCUGGUUGUGGUGUUAGCUCUGAGCACUUAGCAGCUCUCCUUUACCUUUCAAUUUCCAUCCUUUGAUGUUCAUACGUUGGAAGAAGAAGAUAAAAAAAAAAGCCCAAACACACAAAAAAGAGCAUUGUAACAAAGUUGUGUGACACUAACCAAAAUAUUGGGAAGCUGGCUUUUCAUUGUGUGCAUGAACCUGUAUUUGUACUGUAAUUCUGACGAGUCCUUAUGUUAUGUCUCUCUUUUACUGUUAUUUUCUUAACGUGUACAGUAUGGUCAAAAGUCAGCUCCGUUGUGCAGAAAAAAAGAGAAAAGGUAAAAAAUAAAUAAAAAACACAAGAUGGUGGAGAAGAUAAUGCUUAAACUAAAGAGUCUCAUCACAAACAUACCUCUGUCCUAAAGUGAAGUGUGUUUAUACAGAUUGUGUUAAGGUACAUACAGCUAAUACUUUGGAACCCCUUGGUCCCCUAAUGAGAAGAGAGGGCUGGGGUUCUGCAGAGUACUAUAUAAACACAGUAUGGUUUCUCUCUAACACUGUUAGAGUCUAUAGAAGCCUCUUGGUGAAUGGAUCUCUGUGCAACUUUAUUAUUACAAACUAUAAACAAGGGACUGUGUGUUCUCUCCCAUAAUGCAUCACAGGCACUCCUUAUUUCUUUCUGAACCAAGGGUGGAGAGAGCAGAAAUGCACAAAUAUCAGAUAAAUAUAUGAAUAAAUAAUAAGCACAAAUAAGUAAAUAUAACAAAAAGACAUAAAGGAAUGGUUGUAAAAAGUUUUUCUGUGUUUUUCAAGAAGUGUUUUGAAUUUUUGAGUGUUUUAUUUUUUAUUUAGUAUUUUUCUCAUUAUCAGUGGACAAUUUCUGAAACAAAGGAAAAAACCUAAAUGCACAAAAGGUGAUGUUAUUGUAAAUUACUUUCUCUCCCCUUUUCCAUUGUUGUUGCCAACUAAUAAAUUAAAGCUCUAUAUUUUAUAAGAAUGGAAUGCUGCCCCCCCUUCAUUGUUAUUGGCCUGAUAAUGGAUGUUCUCCAUGUUAUGCCCAGAAACACUCUGCAUUGUUGGAAUAAAGUUGUAUCUGUUCAAAAGAUA
Molecule: messenger RNA, 4899 nt
Organism: Gadus macrocephalus (Pacific cod)
Lineage: Eukaryota; Metazoa; Chordata; Actinopteri; Gadiformes; Gadidae
Product: semaphorin-3F-like
Exons: 10
Coding region: 468-2321 (617 amino acids)
Biological process (GO): negative regulation of axon extension involved in axon guidance; negative chemotaxis; positive regulation of cell migration
Molecular function (GO): chemorepellent activity; semaphorin receptor binding
Source: RefSeq, a predicted model, not a curated record